Molecule: messenger RNA, 912 nt
Organism: Orbilia oligospora ATCC 24927
Lineage: Eukaryota; Fungi; Ascomycota; Orbiliomycetes; Orbiliales; Orbiliaceae
Exons: 3
Coding region: 1-912 (303 amino acids)
Source: RefSeq, a predicted model, not a curated record
AUGCAACUCGAUGGCCGUUACAGCAGCUCAUCGCUACCCCGGGAUCAGCCCACCACCAUCGUCGUAGUCUCCUCCUCAAAACAGCAGUCGCGGAACAAGUCGACGACCACCAUGUCCCCGUCCGACCCAAACUCUUCGCUCUCUCGCAAACGGUCGGCUACAAUCCUUCAAGCGAGUCCAUCCCCUCCUUCGUCGCGCCCACCAUCCCGAGAUGGAGACCUCAACGUCGACCAUAAACGUUCUCGCGUCGCGAAACAAUGGACCGCGUGUCCUGAGUACGUUACGACAAUAGAACAAUCGAUCAAACUCGAUCCUCGAGCGGAAAAUGCGAGUGUCAGUGUUUUACAAUCCGGGUACGACAGACUCAGCGACGAUGGCCGGUUUACGGAGCUAGUUCAUGAUGGGAGCCGGUUUACGAUGUUAUGUUUUUUGGGUUGUACGAUUGAUCACCUUCAUGCUGCGAGUGUUGUCUCGUCCUUGCUUUCGACGUUUAAGGUUAAUGUGUAUGGAGUCUCGUUGAUCCCACCGCCGGCGCAUGUGUCGUCGCUACCAAUAAUAUACGACGGCACCCGCCAACUUACAUCUUCACUCGGCCUACUCCAUCCUCUAGGCGGUGGCCGACAAGCCCUCGAUGCGAUCGUUGUUCUCGACUCUAAACUCCGUCGGCGAAUGUUAUUGCCUAUCGGAUGGGUCAAACCGAGAAGCCAGCCGAGAGGAAUCAUGGGACUAGCAAAUACUUAUGCCGACACAGAGGAGGAGGAAAUGGUAUUGACGAGCGAACAAGAAGUUGAAAGGGCAUUGAAGAGGCUAAUCGCUGGCAUCGAGUGGCUGAUUCACGAGGAAACGGAAGAGUACUCAAGGUCGUGGAACGAAGGGGUGCAGACGGCGAUGGUACAUGGUAUUGGGUAUUAG